AUGUGCCAAAGUUUAACGAACGGAAGAGGUGGUCGAAGGGGUGGCAAAGGAAAAGGAAAAAGUAAUCUUCAAUUCGCCCAAGUUGCUGAAUUCUCAUUAAUUCAAACUGCCUUAGCAGAUAAUAGAAGCGCUCAAAUACUGACUGGUUCACAUUUCAGUCAAACCUUUAGACUUGGCUAUAAGCUAUUAUUGAUUUGUAAAGCACGGGGUGAACCGCGACCAACGAUAAAGUGGUACAAGGAAGGUGCAGAAAUAUAUCCGAAGCCAAACAUUCAUUAUUACGAGAAGAAGUUGCAAGAAGACGUUCUAUGGAGUAAGCUAGAGAUAGAUCCAGCAACGAUGGGUGAUCAAGGAGUUUAUGCGUGUGUGGCAAACAACCAGCAUGGAGUUAUGGCCAAAAACUUUAAAGCAGAAUAUACAUAUUAA
Auanema sp. JU1783 is the source of this 426-nucleotide messenger RNA. Lineage: Eukaryota; Metazoa; Nematoda; Chromadorea; Rhabditida; Rhabditidae. The record is from the annotation of a GenBank genome assembly.